AUGUCUCGUCGUCAUGCAGAGCGGGUGCUCUCCCAGUGGCAAGCACUUUCGGCCAUAAUCAAGCAGAAGAAGCAGAUACAACUGCAAGGAGAUUCACUGGAUACUCCGAGGCUUGUGGCCGUAGCUCGCUAUGGGGUGAAGGCCUCGGUCGACGCCCUCCCGCAGGCUGUCCUGGACAAGAUUGAUGGCAGCGUCCAAUUCCUUCGAAAGGCAUUAGAGCAAGGAGAUUCCGUUUACGGGGUGACCACUGGUUUUGGUGGUAGUGCCGACACCAAUACCAAUGAUACAGAUACCCUUCAAGUCGCCCUCCUGCAGAUGCAACUCAGUGCCGUGCUACCCGUUGCCGCCGAGCAGAGACAGGCAAGUACUACGUCCGGACCACGGAAAAUCUACCCCGAUGGAGAGCCCUACAGCAUUCUUUCAAUGCCCGAAUCCUGGGUCCGAGGUACCAUGCUCGUUCGCUGCAAUUCACUUCUUCGGGGUCACUCGGCAGUGCGUUUGAACGUCAUUGAAACGCUGCUCGCCCUGCUGGAAAAUGAUAUCGUUCCUCUUAUUCCACUCCGUGGGAGCAUAUCUGCCUCUGGAGAUUUGAAUCCGCUUUCUUACUUGGCGGGUGCACUAGAAGGCAACCCCGACGUUCGCGUCUGGACAGGUCCUCAUAAUUCCAGAAAGCUGGUCACCGCUGAUGUAGCGCUACGGCAGUUGAAUAUCCGCCCUAUCUCAUUUGGACCGAAAGAAACCCUUGCUAUACUCAAUGGGACUUCAGUCUCUGCUUCAGUUGCAACACUGGCCCUACACCAAGCGGACAAUUUGGCUCUCCUGUCCCAAGUCCUUACGUCUAUUGGCGUAGAGGCCCUUCUAGGAAGAGUUGAAAGUUUCCAUCCUUUCAUUGCCAAUGUACGUCCUCACAAAGGCCAGAUAGAGUCUGCUCUGAACAUUAGUUCCUUCCUAAAAGGUUCGUCGUUAGCAAGGGAUGGAGAGGAAGACGCUGCUAGCGAUGGCAGCUUGCGGCAGGAUCGCUAUGCUCUCCGGACUUCCUCGCAAUGGAUAGGGCCUCAACUUGAAGAUCUCAUGCUGGCACGCGAGCAACUGGAGAUUGAGUUGAACUCGACCACCGACAAUCCCAUGUUUGAUGCACCCGCCGGAAAGGUUCAUCAUGCGGGCAAUUUCCAAGCUGCCGUCAUUACAUCUUCCACGGAGAAAACAAGACUAGCAUUGCAGAUGCUUGGCAAGAUGGUCUUUGCACAGAGCACAGAACUUCUGAAUGUCCAUCUCAAUCAUGGUCUUCCACCCAAUCUAGCUGCCGAUGAGCCAAGCUUAUCAUAUACUCUCAAGGGAGUCGAUAUCAACAUGGCUGCAUAUAUGUCGGAACUCGCGUUUCUUGCAAAUCCGGUAAGCAGCCAUGUGCAGUCGGCGGAGAUGUCCAACCAAGCAAUCAACUCUCUUGCUCUAAUCUCGGCUCGAUACACUCACAUGGCUGUGGACGUCCUGUCCAUCAUGAUGUCUGCUUACCUCUACUCUCUAUGCCAAGCUCUCGAUCUUCGCGUAAUGAACGUUCGUUUCAUGGGACAACUGAAGCCUUCAAUCGAAACUCUCACGACCGAUAUAUUCGGUCGGGUCCUCGAAUCAGUGAAGUUGAACUCGUUGAACAAUUCCAUCUGGGCAACAAUCUCCCACUCGAUCAGUUCUACAACGAUAAAGGAUUCAGCCAACCGUUUUAUCGUUGUUGCAAAGUCGGCGCAAUCAGUCCUGAUCGAUGCCCUAGGGGAUAUCAAAAUGUCAUCUGAAAAUGGCCUUGAUGCUAUGUCCUUGAUAAAGUCCUGGACACAUAAAGCAGCGGGUAUCUCCAAGAAGAUUUUCCUUGAGAACAGAGCCGCGUACCUUGCAAAUCCAGACGCCACUCCAUAUCUCGGUUCUGCGUCAAAGAGGAUGUACAGAUUCGUGAGGCAGGAGCUUCAGGUGCCAUUCCAUCGAGGUCUUGUGGACCACCCGACUGGACACGAAACCCAGGAAAAGAGGUCGAAGCAUAAGAAUACCGGCACGCAGAUCAGCAUCAUCUAUGAAGCCCUCAGAGAUGAGAGACUCAUGGUUCCAGUGAUGGAAUGUGUGAGGGAGGCGGUGGAAGGGGAUAAAGGUUUCAUUUCGUCAAAGCUAUAG
This is a messenger RNA of Amorphotheca resinae ATCC 22711, 2157 nucleotides long. RefSeq lists its product as hypothetical. Lineage: Eukaryota; Fungi; Ascomycota; Leotiomycetes; Helotiales; Amorphothecaceae. Gene Ontology annotation, cellular component: cytoplasm. The coding region runs from base 1 to 2157 and encodes 718 amino acids. Gene Ontology annotation, molecular function: ammonia-lyase activity. Gene Ontology annotation, biological process: L-phenylalanine catabolic process. The record is from RefSeq and is a predicted model, not a curated record. The transcript is spliced from 3 exons.